UCUUAAUCUCAAAGUUUCAGUUUCCCUUCUCUGUAACAGGAAGACAGUAGUUUCCAGCUAGCCAUGUAGCUCUAAGGUCAGUGAUCACACAGCACAUUCUCAAGCCUUGUUUAUGUUCCUAGUAGCACCAGUGAGGAGAUUCUGAGCAUGGACUCAACAGUCUCAGCCUGGGGGAUCAUGCUCACACCGCUGAAUGAAGAUGAUGAUGAACUUCCUGGAAAUCUCCAGUUAGUGUAUCUGAUCCUGAACUUUGUGAGCUUCUUCAUUUCCCUGGCCGGGCUGGCAGUAAACACUGUUGUGCUCUGGCUCCUGGGCUUCCGCAUGCAGAGGAACGCCAUCUCGGUCUACAUCCUCAACCUGGCAGGCUCCUUAAGGCAACGCCGUCGAAGGCAGCAGAGGCUUCAGCAGACUCUCAAGCUGGUUCUCAAGAGGGCUUUGGAAGAUGUUCCUGGGAUGGGUCAGAGUGAAGACCAUCAUUCUCCAGAGUCCCUAGACAUGUCAAGAAGCAGUCAAGUAUCCUGAUUCAGAGACCUUGUUUUAGUCACAGUGUCAGUCAUGUCUCCGUUAGUUUGGAAAGGUUUAUUACCUUCUGUCAAACUUGGGAUCCCUUAUCCUUAACAAUUGCUGAGCUAGUCCUCCUCACUUUGAGGAUACAGUGAGAGCAAAAGUGCUAAAUGCUGAGUCAGCAUCUCAAGGCCAGUCUUCCCCACAGCUCUCCACCCCUGCCCCAGCUAAGUUAACUCCAGGUCCAUCAUUGCUUCCACUUUUGAAGUAUCCUCCUUUAAAAGAGGCUAAAGAGAAAGCAGCAACCAUAAGAGUUUCUGUGGUGACUAUACUUGACUGGGCUGAAAGAACACUGCAUUUUUUACACUUAUUGCUCUUUACAACCUGUCGUAAUACAACAGAAGGAUUACAGCUAAUUUCUUUUUCUUUUUUUGCCCUCAGGGUUAUUGCUGGGGCUCAGUGCCUGCAUAACGAGGCUGCUACUGGUAGCCAUUUUCUUUGCUUUCCUCUAGAGAGAGGGUGAGAGACACAGAGAUAGAGAUGGAGAGAGAGACACAAAGAGGAGACAUACAGUGGCAUGACUCCACUAGUUAUGAAGCCUCCCCUUUGCAGGCAUUCCCAUGUGGUAGCUCAGGGCUCAAACCCAGAUAACAUGUGCACAUGAAUGAGCUACCUGCCAGUCCUCCCACCCCCCGAGUUAAAUUUUAAGCUAGAACCAGUUUUUCAUUUUAACAGAGCCCCGGAUUAUCUGCUAUUAUUAGGCUACUGAAUACAUGACUUGAUGAAUACAGAAAUUGAUAAAUUUUCAAACCAAGUCUGUGUUAAAUAUCCAUUUACCAGACUUCUGUUCAUUAGUUUCAUCAUUUUCAAGUCUUUCAAUCAUAAUUAUAUAUUUUAUAAGCAUAUUAAUCAAUGUCAAAGCAUAUUUGAGUUUUAGGGGAGGUUUUUUUAUUGGGGGAUUAAUGGUUUAUAGUCCACUGUAAAUAUAGUAGUUGAUACAUGUAAAAAAUUUCUUAAUUUUAUGUAAAACACUCUAACCUCCCACCUAGGUCCUCCUCCACUAUCAUGCUCCAGGACCUGAACCCUCCCCCUGUCCCAGAGUCCUUUAGGCCCAGUCCAAAUUCUGCUUUGUGUUUCCCUUCUGUUCUUAUUUCUCAACUUUUGUUUAUGAAUGAGAUGAUCCCAUAUUCAUCUCUCUCUGGCUUAUCUCACUUAACAUGAUUCCUUCAAGCUCCAUCCAAGAUGAGGUAAAGAAGGUGAGCUCAUUUUUAAUAGCUGAGUAAAUUCCAUUGUAUAUAUAGACCACAACUUUCUCAGCUACUCAUCUGCUAUUAGACAUCUGAGUUGCUUCCAGGUUUUGACUAUCUACAAGUUGUGCUAUUAUGAACAUAGGUAUACACAGAUCUUUUUGGAUGGGUGUGUUGGGUUCCUUAGGAUAUAUCCCCAGGAGAGGAAUUGCAGGGCCAUAGGGUAGGUCCACUUCUAGCUUACUGAGAGUUCUCCAGACUGCUCUCUGUAGGGGUUGGACCAUUUUACAUUCCCACCAAUGGUACAGGAGUUACUUUGCCUCCUUAUCCUCUCCAACAUUUGCUGUUGCUCUCCUUUCUGAUGUAUGACAUUCUCACAGGAGUGAAGUAGUAUCUCACUGUUGCCUUCAUUUGCAUUUCUCUGGCAAUCAGCGACAUUGGGCCCUUUCUCGUGUGUCUGUUGACCCUCUGGAUCUCUUCUAUAAGGUUUCUGUCCAUGUUCUUGCCCUGUUUUCUUAUGGUGUUGUUUUGUUUUGUUGAUUAAGUUUACUGAGCUCUUUAUGAAUUCUGAUUAUUCAUCCCUUAUCUGAAGUAUGUUAUACUUAUAUG
This is a messenger RNA of Erinaceus europaeus (western European hedgehog), 2360 nucleotides long. Its product is annotated as mas-related G-protein coupled receptor member X2-like. NCBI's taxonomy places the organism in Eukaryota, Metazoa, Chordata, Mammalia, Eulipotyphla, Erinaceidae. Gene Ontology annotation, molecular function: G protein-coupled receptor activity. The record is from RefSeq and is a predicted model, not a curated record. Gene Ontology annotation, cellular component: membrane. Gene Ontology annotation, biological process: G protein-coupled receptor signaling pathway. The transcript has 2 exons. The coding region runs from base 148 to 522 and encodes 124 amino acids.